Messenger RNA from Spodoptera litura, 867 nucleotides. It is a transcript of the gene PIG-F, whose product is annotated as phosphatidylinositol glycan anchor biosynthesis class F. The record is from RefSeq and is a predicted model, not a curated record. Gene Ontology annotation, biological process: GPI anchor biosynthetic process. NCBI's taxonomy places the organism in Eukaryota, Metazoa, Arthropoda, Insecta, Lepidoptera, Noctuidae. Gene Ontology annotation, cellular component: endoplasmic reticulum membrane.
GACAUCUUACCUGACAUUUGUCUGAUUAUCAUGUCAAACUUCUAAAUUUUAUCAACAUCGUGAACUUCUGUGAAUUUUACAAGGAAAAAUGUUUUCAUUACAAAACCAGUUGGAACUACGGAAAGUAACAAUAUCUAGUUUGAUAACAUGCAUAUAUUUGCCAAGUAUAAUCACAGUAAUAUCGUAUAAAGGCAUCCUUUAUUCAGUGGGCAAUGGAUCAUCCUGCUUCGUUUUGGCUUUAAUUUUCGUCGCCGAGUUGUUGAAGUCAUUUUACCUGAACUCUAGUAGCGAUGCACAAGCGAAAAAGAACAAGGCCAAUAAGAACAUCGCGGGGGAUAUCUUGAGAGGCUUUGUGUUCCUGUUAUGUGUAAAGUUUACGUUUUUCGUCGGCAUAAUAUUGUUUGGAGCGCCUGUGCUUGAUUGUCACGAGGAGACAUUGAUGCUGUCGUUGUUACUUACAUUACUAACAGUGUUCCCUCUGUUACUACACACUGGAGUCGAGUCAUCAUUACAGUUGCUAUUUGGAAUCAGAAAUUAUGGAAAGAAUACUGUGAUUGAGAUGUUAGUCAACAAUGCCCUGUUGACAGUUUGUGGAGCGUGGGUGGGGGCUGUGGUCAUACCCUUAGACUGGAACACACCCUGGCAGAAGUGGCCAAUACCAUGUUACCUUGGCGCAGUAGGAGGAUUCCUGCUAUCAAAUGUACUGACAGUAUUAAAAGUAACGCUAAUGAGCUCUGCACAGAAAUAUCCCAUAUUAAACAUCUUUGUACAAAUACUGAACGGGUUUCAAGUAUCCAAGUAAUUAGGAAAUUGUUAUAAUUUUUAUGUAUUGACUAAAUAAGUUAUUAAAAUAAAAGUAUUAUUGUU